CACCGUCUUCCUCUUCAUCUUUUCCUUUUUUCCUCACGAAUCUCUGUGAGCUUCAUCUUAGCAUAAACCCUAAGAUCGAACUCAGCCUCUCUCUCUAUCUAUCCCAUAUUACCGGAUCCUCACAUCUCAAAAUUACUAAUUUACUCCUCACGAAGAUCGAAAUCAUAAUCUCUCUCUCUCGCAAUGGAUCCGUUAUCGGUGCUCAAGGACUUCACGACGCGCGGAGACCUGGAUAAAAUCGAGCGGGUCGGAGCCAAUUACCGAUUCGGAUCGGGUUACUCCUUCCCCUGCGCGACGGAGACGGCGUACAGAUCCAAAGGCGGAAGCCUCUACACUCUAGAAGCCUUAGUCCACUACGUGAAGAACCACCACCUCAAACUCGGCGAGUACAUGCAAUCCACCGUCAAAAACUCCGUCCCCGCCGUAACCUUACCGGAUCGGAAGCCUCUCCUCGACUACCUCACCGGGAGAGUAGCCUCCUCCGACUCGAUCGACUACCUCCUGCUCCAGCAGCAGAACGCGCAGAGCCAGAAGCAGAACGAAGAGUACAGACCCGAUCAAGACAACUCGGCCUUCGUCUCCCGAGAAAACGCAAUCGAAGAGGCCGACGGUUACGGCAAAUCGUCCGGCGGAGAGGACGUUGAUUACAUUAUGCUGAUUCGGUCCAACGAGAGGCCGUUGAAGAGUCGAGACGCGAUCCUCGAGUGCAAGAACAGAGAUUUCCACAGCGUGUUGGUGAAUUCGACCAAGAGGGAAGAGGAGAGGCAGAGGAUCGAGUCUCACCAGAGGAAAGACGGUUUGGUCGCGAAGAGUAGGUUGAUGGGUGCUGAAGAGAGAGGCAUUGUAGGGUUCACCGGCGGCGGGGGAGAUGAUUCUGGUUAUGAUGCUAACCCUAAGUCUAAGCUUAGGAAGAUUGGGGAAGGUGUGCCGAUUAUUCUUGUCCCGAGUGCGUUUCAGACGCUGAUUACUAUUUACAAUGUGAAGGAGUUUCUUGAGGAUGGGGUUUAUAUACCGAAUGAUGUUAAGGCUAAGGAGAUGAAAGGGGUGAAGCCGGAUUGUAUUACGGUUCAGAAGAAGUUUAGUAGAGAUAGGGAGAGGGUUGUGACUGCUUAUGAGGUUAGGGAUAAGCCUUCUGCUUUGAAGCCUGAUGAUUGGGACCGUGUUGUUGCGGUUUUCGUGUUGGGGAAGGAUUGGCAGUUCAAGGAUUGGCCUUUCAAGGACCAUGUUGAGAUUUUCAAUAAGAUAAUUGGGUUCUUCUUGCGGUUUGAAGAUGAUAGUAUUGAAUCAGCCAAGACGGUGAAGCAGUGGAAUGUGAAGAUUAUCUCGAUUAGUAAGAACAAGAGGCAUCAAGACAGGGCUGCAGCAUUAGAAGUGUGGGAAAAACUUGAGGAGUUUGUUCGGUCUCGGUCACAUUCUUAGCAUCUAGCAGCUGUAGAAAGCCACUUUAUGUAUCAAUUUUCAUUCUUGUUUUUGAUUAUUUUUAUACCUUCUGUAACAUUAGCAAGAUAAACAUGUUAUGCAGUGCAGUUGUUUCCAUUA
Brassica napus (rape) is the source of this 1539-nucleotide messenger RNA. Its product is annotated as protein CDC73 homolog. Lineage: Eukaryota; Viridiplantae; Streptophyta; Magnoliopsida; Brassicales; Brassicaceae. Gene Ontology annotation, molecular function: RNA polymerase II complex binding. The coding region runs from base 184 to 1419 and encodes 411 amino acids. Gene Ontology annotation, cellular component: Cdc73/Paf1 complex. Gene Ontology annotation, biological process: transcription elongation by RNA polymerase II; positive regulation of transcription elongation by RNA polymerase II. The transcript has 3 exons. The record is from RefSeq and is a predicted model, not a curated record.